AUGGCACGAAAACACCACCAGCAAUCGAAACACUGCACAAGCCAUCCCCUCCAAACCAACAACUCGCCAGAAGCAGCAGACAUGCCAUCGCCGAAGGGGAAACUGAAAGCGAAAUACUCGGACGACGAGGGCACGAGAGACGGACCAUCAUGGACAGAAGCUGAAGAAGAAGAAGAACGAGCUGGCCUGCUCGACCAGCACAGGACACACACUCCCAAACCAGCCUCUCUAAUCGCCCCCUCGAUCGAAGCAGAGUCAUGGACCGAACGGAUCAGAAGACUCGGAACGCAGACCUACUCCGGAAAAUCCAGAACGAUCCCAUUCAACCCUCCCGACCAUUUCAGAUCUCGCUUCCCACCCAACAUCGUCCGGAAUCAGAAAUACAACCUCAUCAGCUUCAUCCCACUCGUCCUCUACGAACAAUUCAAGUUUUUCUUCAACCUCUACUUCCUCGCCGUCGCCGUCUCCCAGUUCGUCCCCGCGCUGCGGAUCGGGCUAUUGAUGACCUACGUCGCCCCACUUGCCUUCGUACUCGUCAUCACCAUCGGCAAGGAGGCCCACGACGACUAUCUUCGCCGACAGCGCGACUCGAUCGCCAACUCGACCCGCUACCAAAUCCUAGACUGGUCCUCCUCAAACCACUCCGCCAACCCGCUCUCGAACUCCCACCAUGCAUCCACAGUCAGCCAGAUCCAGGGCGAAACUAUCCCGAGCACCACCCUCCUGCCGAUCAAGACGAUCCCCUCGGCCCAGAUCAGGGUAGGCGACAUCCUCCUCCUGGACAAGAACAUGCGCGUCCCCGCCGACCUCGUCCUCCUCCGCACCUCCGACCAAGCCUCGGGCUCAUGCUUCAUCCGCACCGACCAGCUCGACGGCGAGACCGACUGGAAACUCAAGCUGGCUCUCGAGUUCACCCAGAACCUGGCCGACGGCGAUGCCGGCUUGCUCGCCCUCGACGGCCUCUCCUCUAUCGAUGAUGACCACCGUCUGGCCAGCAACGUCAACAACGGCCAGGGCAAGAAGAACGACCACACCACUCGACUCGAGGUCUAUGCCGACAAGCCGAUCAUGGACAUCCACACCUUCAACGGCACCCUACUCAUCCAUUCGCGUCAAAGCGUAGGAGCAGGGGGAGGGGGAGGGGGUAGAAGUGCAGAGGAAGAGCCGGCUGAGAACCGGCAUCCUAACCUCGGCGACGAUCUCGACCCAGUCCGGGACUCGAUCGACGACAUCGAGAUCAACUCGAUCCACGAGAUCCUACCCCACCACUCCGCAAGCUCGCCCACCUCGACAGAGACCAGCAAGGUGCCGAUCACCUCGGAGAACGUGCUCUGGGCGAACACCGUCCUGGCCGCCGGACAAGCGGUCGGCUUGGUCAUCUACACCGGCACCGAGACCCGGGCGGUCAUGAACACCUCCUACCCGAAAACAAAGACCAGUCUUCUAGACAUCGAGAUCAACCAGCUGGCCAAGAUCCUCUGCAUCGUCACUUUCACUCUGUCCGUCGCCUUAGUGGCCUUGAACGGCUUCAGAGGCCCAUGGUGGAUCUACGUCGUCCGCUUCCUCAUCCUCUUCAGCUCCAUCAUCCCCAUCUCCUUGCGGGUCAACUUGGACAUGGGCAAGACCGUCUACGCCCAUCAGAUCGAGAACGACCCCGAGAUCCCAGGGACGAUCAUGGAAUUGAAGAAGUUGCAUAUGGGUACGAUGGCAUACGGGCUUGAUUCGAUGGACGAAGUGGCGCUCCAAUUGGCCACAGCCUUUGGAGAGAACGCGCCCGAUCCGCUCGGUCAUCCGGCUGGCUCUGGCUUGCCGACUGCUUCAUUAUUGGCUACUCGGGGGCGACGAGACAUGUCUUCGAGGGUCAAGGAUGUCAUCUUGGGUCUGGGCUUAUGUCAUAAUGUGACGCCUGUUAUCAAUGACGACGGCUCGGUGACAUACCAAGCAUCCUCACCAGACGAAGUAGCCAUAGUAGCGUACACGGAAUCGGUCGGGUUGAAGUUAGUUUCGCGGGACCGAAGCGGGAUGACGUUACGGACGACGUCGGGGCAGAAAUUAGAGUUCGAAGUGCUGGAGAUCUUCCCGUUCACGUCGGAGUCGAAGCGGAUGGGGAUCAUCAUCCGGGAGAAGCUGACGGGGGAGGUGACGUUUUACCAGAAGGGCGCGGAUGCGGUGAUGGCCAAGAUCGUCCAAUCGAACGAUUGGCUCGAGGAGGAGUGCGACAACAUGUCCCGAGAAGGGCUACGGACCUUAGUGAUGGCCAAGAAGAAGCUCUCCAACGAGGCCUACCACCGGUUCACGCGGAGAUACCUUUCGGCGCGGGUGGACAUGGGGGCCGACGACCGACAGGAAGCGAUCCAGAGGGUUGUCUCCGAGGAGCUGGAGAACAACCUCGAGCUACUCGGGGUGACCGGGGUAGAGGACAAGUUGCAGGAGGACGUGAAGAGCACACUGGAGCUACUCCGGAACGCCGGGCUGAAGAUCUGGAUGCUGACGGGGGACAAGAUCGAGACGGCGACGUGCAUCGCGAUCUCCAGCAAGCUGGUCUCCAGGGGCCAAUACAUCCACCAAGUCUCCAAGCUCGAGGGCCCAGAAAAAGUGCAGAAAGAGCUCGAGUUUCUGCAGCAGAAACAGGACUGUUGUUUGGUGAUCGACGGCGGAUCCCUGGCGAGUUGUCUGAGCUACUUCGAGAGCGAGUUCAUCGAGGUGACGACGAAGUUGCCAGUCGUAGUAGCCUGUCGAUGUUCGCCGACCCAGAAAGCGGAGAUCGCCAUGCUCAUCCGACGGUACACCCAGAAACGGGUGUGUUGCAUCGGCGACGGCGGCAACGACGUCAGCAUGAUCCAGGCCGCAGACGUCGGCGUAGGGAUCGUAGGGAAAGAGGGCAAACAGGCCUCGCUCGCCGCCGACUUCUCCAUCAAUCAGUUCUCCUUCCUCACCAAGUUGCUGCUCUGGCACGGCAGAAACUCCUACAAACGCUCCGCUAAACUCGCCCAAUUCGUCAUCCAUCGUGGCCUCAUCAUCUCUGUCAUCCAAGCCGUCUUCUCCUCCGUCCUGUACUUCGCCCCCGUCGCGAUCUACCAAGGCUGGCUGAUGAUGGGCUACGCUACUUGCUAUACUAUGGCCCCCGUCUUCUCGUUGGUCUUGGACCAAGACGUCAACGAAGACGUGGCCCUACUUUACCCCGAACUGUACAAAGAAUUGACCAAGGGGCGAUCGCUAUCGUACAAAAGUUUCUUCACAUACUUCAUGUCGGCGGUCUUCCAGGGAGGAGUGAUAAUGAUCCUGAGUCUGAUCCUGUUCGAGAACGAGUUCCUGAACAUCGUCUCGAUCUCCUUCACCUCUCUCAUCCUCACCGAGCUACUCAUGGUCGCCCUAGAAAUCACCACCUGGCAUAGGUACAUGAUCGUCGCCGAAGUAGUCACGCUGUUGAUAUACUUGACCAGCAUGGCCUUUCUGCCCGAAUUCUUCGACUUGUCGUUCGUCCUGACGGUCUCCUUCCUCUGGAAAGUCUCGUUCAUCACCGCCGUGAGCUCGGUGCCACUGUAUAUCGCCAAGGCGCUCCGGAGCUAUUUCGCCCCCGCUUCAUAUGCUAAGUUACGUGAUUAUUAG
Molecule: messenger RNA, 3609 nt
Organism: Puccinia triticina
Lineage: Eukaryota; Fungi; Basidiomycota; Pucciniomycetes; Pucciniales; Pucciniaceae
Exons: 11
Coding region: 1-3609 (1202 amino acids)
Biological process (GO): retrograde vesicle-mediated transport, Golgi to endoplasmic reticulum; endocytosis; phospholipid translocation
Cellular component (GO): plasma membrane; endosome; trans-Golgi network
Molecular function (GO): magnesium ion binding; ATP binding; ATP hydrolysis activity
Source: RefSeq, a predicted model, not a curated record